AUGACCCGAAGCUGCAGACCCUCCAGCCCUGCCCUCGCCCCGGUGCUGCUGGCUGUGCUGCUGGGCAGUGUAGCCCGGGCCGCGGAGAUAGUGGGCGGGCGGGAAGCCCAGCCCCACUCGCGCCCCUACAUGGCGUCGCUGGAGCUGUUCCCCAGCAACCACUUCUGCGGGGGGACCUUGAUCCACCCGCGCUUCGUGCUGACCGCAGCCCACUGCCUGAACAACGUGACGGGGGUGAGGGGCGCGUGGGGGGGUCGGGGUCCCAGCGAGGCGCACAGCCUGCAGACCUCCGAGCCCACCGAGCAGAGGUUCAGCAUCAGCCGCCUGUUUGAGAACAACUACGACCCACAGGAGAAGCCGAAUGACGUCCUCCUCCUGCAGCUGGACCGCCCGGCCACCCUCAACCCCCAGGUUGCGGUGGCCCAGCUCCCCCAGCAGAACCAGCUGCUGCCCCACGGCACCCAGUGCCUGGCCGUGGGCUGGGGCCACCUGGGCACUGAGCCACUGCCCCAGGUCCUGCAGGAGCUCAACGUCACCGUGGUCACUUUGCUGUGCCGGCCACAGAACGUGUGCACCUUUGUGCCCCGACGCAGCGCUGGCAUCUGUUUUGGGGACUCGGGCGGCCCCUUGAUCUGCGACGGUGUCAUCCAGGGCAUGGACUCCUUUGUGAUCCAGGGACGCGCCACCCGCCAGUACCCGGACUUCUUUGCUUGCGUCUCCCUCUACGUAGACUGGAUCCGCUCAGUGCUGAGCAACGCGGGGGGCGAGGACGGCCCCUGA
Messenger RNA from Lagenorhynchus albirostris (white-beaked dolphin), 780 nucleotides. RefSeq names its product myeloblastin-like. The record is from RefSeq and is a predicted model, not a curated record. NCBI's taxonomy places the organism in Eukaryota, Metazoa, Chordata, Mammalia, Artiodactyla, Delphinidae. Gene Ontology annotation, biological process: proteolysis. Gene Ontology annotation, molecular function: serine-type endopeptidase activity.